AUGUAUUCCCUUCUUUUCGCCCUAGGUAUGCUCGCAGUGACGGCGAGGGCCUCUUAUGACUCGAAGCCCUUCGACAACUUCGUCACCUUUGGGGACAGCUACACGGACAAUGAAUCUGGGGGCCUUGCCUGGGGCCAGUUCGUCGAGCAGUCCACCGGGGCAGCGUAUUUCGAUUAUGCUGUGUCUGGCGCGACCUGCUCGAACGAAAUCGUGGCUCGUUACCUCGCGGGACUCAACCGGACGUUCCCAGCGGUGCUUGAGGACCAGCUACCCAGCUUCGUCGCGGACGUCCAGUUUGAGACGCUCUACGCGAACCGGUCAGCGGAUAAUACCGUGUACGCGCUCUGGAUUGGCACCAACGAUUUGGGCUAUGGGGCAUUCCUGACGGACUCUCAAGCCCCUGGAACGAACAUUACAUCUUAUAUCGACUGCGUAUGGUCUGUAUUCGAUACCAUCUACGCUACCGGUGGGCGGCGGUUCGUCCUCCUGAACACCGCUCCUCUCCAGCUCGCUCCGCUGUAUGCUUCGCAGAGCGGCGGCGGCGUUGGUGACAAUCAAUUUUGGCCGAAUAAGACGGCCUACAAUGAGACGGACUAUCAGUACAAGAUACUGGAGUACACCCAGUUGGUGGACCGGCUGUUUGACUAUGGCGUGCCAUUCGAGGUGCUGGUCAAAGGGAGGUGGCCGGACGCGACUUUCGAUAUCUUCGACGUGAAUUCGCUGAUAACAGACAUCCACGAUAAUCCGUCGGCGUACCUUGACGCGCCAGCGAAUGUGACUGGGUGGUACCACAACUGCAACACCGAAGGUGCGGACUGUGUCGAUGCAGUCGAACCGCUGGACACGUUCUUGUGGUACGACACGCUACAUCCGUCGGAAAGGACAGACGAGGUUAUUGCGAGGGAAUUUCUGGGGGUGGUUGCAGGGAACUCGUCCUACGGAACCCGCUAUGGUUCAUAA
Messenger RNA from Diaporthe citri, 960 nucleotides. RefSeq lists its product as uncharacterized. The transcript is spliced from 6 exons. The coding region runs from base 1 to 960 and encodes 319 amino acids. NCBI's taxonomy places the organism in Eukaryota, Fungi, Ascomycota, Sordariomycetes, Diaporthales, Diaporthaceae. Gene Ontology annotation, molecular function: hydrolase activity, acting on ester bonds. The record is from RefSeq and is a predicted model, not a curated record.